UGCCUCCUGGCCAAGAAGCAGUUCUACCGGACAAGACAGAACUCGGAAUCCAGUGUUUCUUCCAGCUCCUCCUGCUGUUCGGAUGCUGUGAACGUUACAGAGCAGGACAAAGCAUUUAAUGGGUUACCAGAGUUAAUUGAUAACUGUUGGUGGAUAAAAAGCUUUUUCCAUAGUGAACCAUCUCUACCAACUGUUGGCAGAAAAACACUCUCAGCAAGCAG
Messenger RNA from Pterocles gutturalis (yellow-throated sandgrouse), 221 nucleotides. RefSeq names its product chromosome unknown open reading frame, human C8orf22 (gene PPDPFL). The record is from RefSeq and is a predicted model, not a curated record. Lineage: Eukaryota; Metazoa; Chordata; Aves; Pterocliformes; Pteroclidae. The annotation marks the transcript as partial. The transcript has 3 exons. Gene Ontology annotation, biological process: cell differentiation; multicellular organism development.